Messenger RNA from Talaromyces marneffei, 633 nucleotides. RefSeq lists its product as uncharacterized. The record is from RefSeq and is a predicted model, not a curated record. The transcript has 3 exons. NCBI's taxonomy places the organism in Eukaryota, Fungi, Ascomycota, Eurotiomycetes, Eurotiales, Trichocomaceae. The coding region runs from base 1 to 633 and encodes 210 amino acids.
AUGGAGCUCAGCUGUAAAGAUCCAACCUACCGAGACGAACUAUCAAACGUCGUAGUCUGGGACCGGGAGAAAUUCAAUAAUGCGUCUAUCGAUGAGAUUCGGAAAGAUUUCAAAAGAGAACUGCUGAUUCCAGAAAUGGGUGACGAUGAAAUCAACUGGGGCGAUGAUUACGAGACAGAAACUCGGAAAUACGAACGACGUUGCCAGAGGGAAGCUGAGCUAGCAGUGGAACUAGGCGAUGAUGCUCUGGCAGGCGAGGUCACUGAUUCGUAUUGUCUUUUAAUCGAUGAUGAGGUUUUUCAAUCCAUCCUAAACGCGCCGGAGCCUGCGGACAGGCUGAAAUGGGAAUAUGGCGAACACUACGUCAAGAUUGUUACAAUUUAUGAAAAGUCCCUUAGAAAUAAACAUUGGCCAGGAUGGGGCAGGGUUGAUUUCAGGCUGCUCUGGUGGCUGCGUGACCACGAUGAAAUUGAAAGAUGGGCUCCGGUUCCUGAUCCUCAACGCGAGGGUGUCUACGAACUACCCGUCAUUACCGUCACCGAUAUCAUUUAUGGUCUCAUCGUUUUAUCAAGCCCUUGCAAGCUGCGAAUUAGGUACUUUAGGUCGUUUGAGGGUUCCAAGCAAGUGCUCUGA